Messenger RNA from Microthlaspi erraticum, 552 nucleotides. The record is from the annotation of a GenBank genome assembly. Lineage: Eukaryota; Viridiplantae; Streptophyta; Magnoliopsida; Brassicales; Brassicaceae.
AUGGUCAAGUCGGCUCCGGGAAGGAGUUUCCUUGGCCAUGUGAAGUUUGGCUCGUUCCUUUUCGUUUCUUCCUGCAUAAAAGUGUUAGUUAAGCUCAAAGAAGAGUUUUCCAACCGGUUGGCGCGCUAUGCCGUGAUUUGGUUUUGUCGGCCAUAUUGCUUGCGCGCCAUCGGCCAGAAUGAGCUCCGUCGUCUAUCUCAUGCCGUGAUGAUUUCUCCGUCCUAUCUUUUGGAUUUGCCGACCAAAUGUGAUUUUAUGGUCGCCUGGUCCCAAAGAACCACUGCUCCAUAUGGCUUGACUUCUUUUAUCUUGAACGGGCCAGACCAUCUUGAGCGUAGUUUGCCGGGAAAAAGCUUGAGUCUUGAGUUGAAAAGCAGGACCUGGUCAUUCGCGGCAAAGGACUUAGGCACUAUCUUCUAUCAUGGAGCGCUUUGGUCUUUUCUUGUAGAUUUGGCUGUUCUCGUAAGCCAGGUGUCGGAUCUAUCUUCAAGCUCGUUCAAUUGGAUCAGGCGCCUCUCCGCUGCGGUUUUAAGAUUGAAAUUAGCUCCUUGA